Poecile atricapillus (Black-capped chickadee) is the source of this 3816-nucleotide messenger RNA. RefSeq names its product X-linked inhibitor of apoptosis (gene XIAP). Gene Ontology annotation, cellular component: cytoplasm; spindle microtubule; nucleus. NCBI's taxonomy places the organism in Eukaryota, Metazoa, Chordata, Aves, Passeriformes, Paridae. Bases 971 to 2473 code for a protein of 500 amino acids. The record is from RefSeq and is a predicted model, not a curated record. Gene Ontology annotation, biological process: regulation of cell cycle. The transcript is spliced from 8 exons.
CGGCCGGGCCGGGCCCUGUCCCUGUCCCGAACCGUGUCCCGGCUCGAGCCUUCAAUGCUGCUUUUUGCAAAAGUGGAUGAAAAAUUGUCUCUGCUAAUAAGCGCUUCUGUGGUCUCUGUAGUUCUUUUGACAUAUUUGAGUAUUGUCUCUCCUUGCGCACUCUUUUAUUUUAUUUUUUUAUUAAUUUUAUUAGACGCAUCACUUUCUAGAACUGCUUCUUGUUAAUAAAAAUGCAGUGUUAUUCGAUUACAGUAGCUUUUAAGAAUUCUAUAGGGAGAACUUCACUCAAAGUAAUUUCUUUCAGCGGUAAUUUAAGUUCAAGCAGUUCUCUUUUGAACAAUGUCUGUGAUCGUAUGCUUACAUAUUUCUCAUUAAUAGUGAGUGUAUUUCUGCUUCUUUACUUACUUGUCUGAUGCUUCUGCUGAGAGCCCUCUAAAUGGGUGUAAGUACGCAUUUUAGUUUCGAUAAUUUUUGCACUGUUUUUCAUCUGCAUCUGUUGCAAAAUGCAAACGGGUUUACAGCACUACUUUCAUUAUCCCUUCACUGCUACAUUGCAGUUUUAAUGCCAAUACUUCAUGUAGCUAAUUGGGAGAAUUUAUUUUCCUAAAUGAACAUGUAGAAACUACAAGAUCUUAGAGUAGACCGAUUUUGAAGGAAAAGCAACCCACUGCAUGAAAAAAUCCUCUUUUACCGUGUUUGUCAAAUACCUUUUUUUAAACCUAAUACCUGGACGAAGAGCGGUAGGAUACAGAUUAACUUAACUACUCAUUGUUCAUCUUGGAGUAAAUCACCACAUAACAGAGAAGUCAACAGUGGAUGUAAAUAUUAUAAUUUGUUCUAAAGAUUGGUAGAAAAUAGCAAUAAAACCAGUAUCUGCUUAGAUUAAUCCAUUGCUAUACUUGGUCUGAUUGGAUACUAAUGUCUUAGGGAGAAUUGUUGAAAUCUAAAGGAGAGCCCUGCUUAUGAAGAAAUGACGUGUAAUGUCCCACAGAACUCAGAAGCUUAUGCCUCUGCACACACUGACAGUGCCCAGGAAUGGGCACAGGAGCAUGACCGACAGGGAACUUUUGUUGGAUUUCCACAGGACUGUCCUGUUUCGGUGUUAGCUCUAGCACAAGCUGGCUUUGUUUAUACUGGAGAAGGUGACAAAGUGAAGUGCUUCAGUUGCCAUACAACUAUUGAAGGAUGGCUGCCUGGGGAUUCUGCAGCUGAGAGGCACAAACAGCUUGCCCCCAAAUGCAAGUUUAUUACUGAAUCUGCUUUUCUGGAAGCUAACAUGGAUCCUGUUGCCCAGAACUACCAGAGCAGAACUGAAAAUGGUUCCGGCAAUUCAGCCCUCCCAUGUGCUCUGGAUGACCCUCAUGUGGAGGCAGAUUACCUUUUGAGGACUAGGCAGGUUGUGGAUAUGUCAGAUAGUUUGUAUCCUAAAAACCCUGCUAUGUGCAGUGAAGAAACAAGGUUAAAGUCUUUCCACAACUGGCCGCUCAAUGGCCAGUUGACUCCACAGGAAUUAGCUAAUGCUGGAUUUUAUUAUACAGGUGUUGGUGACCAAGUGGCAUGUUUUUGUUGUGGUGGAAAAUUGAAGAACUGGGAACCCACUGACAGAGCUUGGUCAGAACACAAAAGGCAUUUUCCCAAAUGCCUUUUUGUCCUGGGCCGGGAUGUUGGAAAUAUUUCAAGUGAAUCUAUUCCUGCUGAGCAUGGCAUAAGUGGUCUGAACAAUGCAGAGCACCCAAGGAAUCCCUCUAUGGCAAAAUAUGGAAAACGCUUACAAACAUUUUUAUCUUGGAUAUAUCCUGUUGACAAGGAGCAACUUGCAGAAGCUGGAUUCUAUAGCACAGGUAAUGGUGAUCAUGUUGUGUGUUUCCACUGUGGUGGAGGAUUGCAAGAAUGGAAGGAAAAUGAAGACCCUUGGGAUCAACAUGCCAAAUGGUUUCCUGGAUGCACAUUUGUGAGAAAGGAAAAGGGGAUAGAAUUUAUAAAUAAUGUUCACUUAAGAGAUGGAUGUAGAGAUUCAACAACAGAAGCUGCUGAAGGGAUAGUACUUCCUAAAGAUGAUCUCUUACAGAAUCCUUUGGUACAAAGUGCCAUAGCCAUGGGUUUCAGUUUGUCUGAGAUUAGGAACACCAUGGAAAAGAGAUUGCAGAUGACUGGAGAAAGUCACACAUCUGUUGAGCAUCUGGUAGCAGACUUAAGUGCUCAUAAAGAAAAUACAAGGGAAGAAGAACCAAAUGAAAUCCCAGUUGAGCAAGAUGAGCUUAUUCAGUUACAAAACCUCUACCUCAGUACUGAAGAGAAGUUAAGACGUUUGCAGGAAGAAAAGCUCUGUAAAAUCUGUAUGGCUAAGGACGUGUCAGUUGUCUUCAUUCCCUGUGGUCACCUAGUUGCCUGUAAGGAAUGUGCUCAAUUACUUAAUGAAUGCCCUCUAUGUCGUAAGGAUAUUAUGAAAAUACAGGAAAUUUUUAUGUAUUAAUGAAGUACACAGCAUUAUGGCCACAAAUGUUUCCUGUUAAAUGUUACUUUAAAAAUGUGUAAUGUAAUGUAAAAAAUGCAGUUAAUUCCAGAAUGUAACCAUAUGGCAGGAUUUAGAUUUUUCUGCUGUUAAACUCUACACAUUUUAACACUUUACAAAUUAUUUUCCUUAGGUGAAAUUUUUUGUAUGUAUAACGCAAUAUGUAUGAAAGGCAAAUAUGUAUAUUUUGUAACUUCAGUUCAUAGACCUGUUAUGGGAAAGCCCAAGUAAUGUUAACCUUUAUUUAUGUGAUCAUUCCUUUGCUUCUCUUUGGUAGGACUCUAUGACUGAAGUUUGUGCAAACAGAGUUGUACAAAGAGCCUGUCCCUAUAUAAAAUUUUUGAGUAAGUUAAUUUAAAAUAUAAUUGUACACAUGUAUAUUAUACCUGAAAUUUUAGCUUUUUAAAAAUAAAAUGUAGGAUUGAAAAUAGUCUCUUUUUUUUCUGUAACUUUGGUUGUGACAUAGUUCAGACAACACACAUAAACCUGCUGCUGUAACCUUAUGGUUACUUCUGCUACUUUGUAGGUUUGUCUGUUAUAAUUUAAUUCCUGUCUCCCCAUCUAUUUUUCUGAUUCAGAGGUAUAAAUUGUCUUCAGUAAACUGGUUUUAGUCAUCUGUUUUUUACAAAGAUCCAUCUUUAUAUAAAACGUACAUUAAUUUUGUUGAUUAAAAGAUAACUCAAGAGAAAUGAAGGACAUGUACCCUGUGCCCUUCAUGAGAGAAGGCUCAUUUAAAAUUUGCCCCCUACACAUAAAGAUGUUCAGUUUGACAUUUUUCUUCUUUGUUUUUUUAAACAUCACUAUCAGCAUCAUCCUAACUGAUUUAUCUGCUAACACUUUGCACUGUUUCAUAUCAUAUGUUUUCAUCUAUUUUUAUCUCCUAGAAAAUGCUUUUCUAAAAUUCACUGGCAGUGAAUUAGGAAUCUUUCCUUUUUUUUCAUGUCAGUUUGCAGCAUUUAAAUUUAAAAGUUAAGAACUAUUCUCAUGAAUGCCACCUUAAAAUACCUAAACUAUAUUUUGCUGGACUGAUCCUUCAUUUCUGAUUUUUAAGGUAUCACAGCUUUUUUACGAUCACUGCUUAAUUAUGUGACUUCCUUAUUUUGUGGAGCUGCUGAUAUGUUCUGUGUAUAUAUUUUUGAGUUCUACACACUAGGGUUUAGAAUGUCGAAUAUACAGAACACUGUUUUUCAUGUUACAAAAGUUUUGGAUACACAGAAAUGUAUUAUCUACCUUUUCUAUUUUUUUAAAUCUAUGCUGUGUAGUGGUAUGAAUAUUUAAAAUAAAGUGCAAUCCUAUGUUCCUUG